AUGGCGGCUUUUUUGCCGUCAACAUCCACAACAAUUGCAAACACCUCGUCAAACCAAUUAAAUAGUCGAGGAUAUACAUCCACUCCUGCCCGAAUAUCUAUUGGUUCCAUACCUAGCAAAUCAUGGACGCGUCUUUCUAGCGCGCUCUCGCUUGCAACGUUGACCUUGGACAAAUCGGAAAUUCUCGAAGAAUUGACGAUACGCAUCCCUGAACUUCAAAACCCUCUCAAUCCGUAUCCAUAUCGGAACAAAGAGAGCACUCUUGCUCCUAAGGCCGGUGGAAACCCUUUGCUCGCGUUAGCGAUCAAGAACACUGCAAAAGAAGCUGCCAGUGAUCAGGACAAAAAAGAUGAUUCCUCUAACUCCAAGAAAGGGGGUGAAACUGCCUCAACAUCAGCAAUGGGAAGCAAAUUGCUAACAAGGCUGGAUGGUGAACUCAAU
Molecule: messenger RNA, 441 nt
Organism: Acaulospora colombiana
Lineage: Eukaryota; Fungi; Glomeromycota; Glomeromycetes; Diversisporales; Acaulosporaceae
Source: the annotation of a GenBank genome assembly